This is a messenger RNA of Penicillium brevicompactum, 450 nucleotides long. RefSeq lists its product as uncharacterized. The record is from RefSeq and is a predicted model, not a curated record. The transcript has 4 exons. NCBI's taxonomy places the organism in Eukaryota, Fungi, Ascomycota, Eurotiomycetes, Eurotiales, Aspergillaceae. Bases 1 to 450 code for a protein of 149 amino acids.
AUGUCCUCCAUUGCUGCUCUGGCUACUCGCCGGGCUCUGACCCGUCAGCCCCUGUUCCGCGCUCCCCCGCGCCGCUUCAACUCUUCAGCUCACUCUAAGCUGGAGGAGGCCACCCUCGAUAAGGCUCCCAAGCGCGACCCCGAGCUCUACGUCCUCCUCGGUGUCAUGUCUGGUGCCUUCCUGAUUGCCGGAUGGUACUUCGGCCGCAAGCCCACCUCCGUCAACUCCGAGAGCAACGUUCGCAUUGCCCAGAGCUCCAUGCCCUGGCACAACGAGGAUGCCGAGGGUGCCAAGCCCUCCAAGUACUCUUACCACCCCCACGGUGACAAGAGCCAGCCCCUCCGCGCUGCUCCCAGUGCCAUGAACACUGUCAUUGUUCCCAAUGUCACCCUGCCCGAGGAGCUCCACGAGAAGUUCAACAAGCUCGGAAAGGAGGAGUGGGACUACUAA